Scaptodrosophila lebanonensis is the source of this 12190-nucleotide messenger RNA. It is a transcript of the gene Dhc16F, whose product is annotated as dynein heavy chain 6, axonemal. Gene Ontology annotation, cellular component: dynein complex. Gene Ontology annotation, biological process: microtubule-based movement. The transcript is spliced from 28 exons. Gene Ontology annotation, molecular function: minus-end-directed microtubule motor activity; ATP hydrolysis activity; ATP binding. The record is from RefSeq and is a predicted model, not a curated record. Lineage: Eukaryota; Metazoa; Arthropoda; Insecta; Diptera; Drosophilidae. Bases 1 to 11997 code for a protein of 3998 amino acids.
AUGUCCAAUAAAUAUAAUUUCUCGAAGCUGCUCCAAACGAAAUCGAGUGCGCGCUCCAAAGAUGCAGAGGUGCGUAAAUCCAAAACCGGAGACUUUCAGUCUUCCAAAUCUGAGGACGUUACCAAAACUGGGGAGAUGCGCAGUUCUAAAUCGGGGGAGGGGGAUAAAUCCAAAUCUGCCAGUAAAACGAAAAUAACCACAGGCGCCUCACUUAUACCCGAUCUCAACGUCAUCAUCAAUCGCAUGCGCGCUAAAAAGGACGACAGUUUCGUCUACAUGGACUACAUGCUUCCAACAGACAGCGAGUUCUUCACACCCUAUAGUCUGCGAGAACUCACAUAUGCAGAGUUGGAUAUCUUUGAACCAUACUACACGAUUACUAGACAUGGCGUUACGUACUGGCACUGUGGCGAGAACUUCUUCACACCACUCCUUCAAUGGCAACAGGAGUUCGAGCAGUUCCUGAGCAUUAUUCAAAUUCGAUCUUUCUCAAUUUUUCGCGUUUGGAAGGGCUUCAAGGUUUGGGAGAAGGCGGUAAAGUGGAAGAAAAUCUUUACAGCACGCGACUUUUUGGAGAAUAAUCUCUUCAUUGCCAUACCACAUCUGGCCAAGGCCACAUUGAAAAUUCGAUCCGAAAUUGUACAACUGGAGCGUCUGAACUUUGUCAACGUUACCAACAUUGAGAACUGGCAUCCGUUCUACUUUCUGGAAAUGCACAUGCGCAUCUACGAGAAUCUGUUUCGGGUCUUCAAUGACUUUCGCGAUAUAACUGGAAAGGCAAUAUUUCGCGCCUGCACGGAUGCCAUAACAGCACGUGGUUACUACCCGGACGAUGAGAUCAACUACUAUCCGUCGAUUAAGAAGAUGCGUGAGGCUCAUAGCUUUAUGGAUCGUGCUCGCAAACGGAGUUUCUGCAAGACAUUAACCAACUUUCUCACCUUCUGUGACAUGAUGGUCUAUCAGAUGCUGUACCGUGUGACAAUCAAGAGUUUUGCGGAUCUGGCCGGCGCCUUUGACUUACAUGAUAGGCUGGGGCCAUCGGAAGCCGAGAUUAAGAGGCACCAGCGCUUGGAUAAGCGCAUCGAGCGCACCCGACCACCGAAAAAGCCGCAAAGUCCCUUCUUUCUAAUUAAUCUGCGUCUGCAGCCAGAUCGAAUCGACUUGGAGCCACAGGAGGAGAUCUUGAAGGUUGUAUUUCAACGCAUUGUUGGCCUAAUAUUGGAGACCGUUCUCGAAAUACGCACAUUCACGACAGAUCCCAUGUACCUGCAAUAUACUAUGCCCUCGAUUAUGGGGCGUCAGGAGGAGAUAUUGUACGAUGGGGCACCUGAUCUGCACUUUCUCUUACGUGCCGAUCAAUCAUUUCAACUCAACCGCAAGAACAUUUUUCUUAUCAUUCAUGCGUCGUACGAGCGAGCACGUCUGUACGCCACCCGCUUCCACAGUAUUCGAGAGAACUAUGAGGUGGAUACUCGCACAGAUCCCUCCACUCUGAACCGGGAGCGCGAUUUGAUUAAGCUGCGCGAGUACUGCGAUCGAUACUGUAACAAUGUGCGAGCCCUAGAUGGAAUAUUGAACAACAUGAAUCUGGGUCUGCUAAAGAUCACGCAGUCCAACUUGAAGGACACGGUCACUCCCGUUUGCCAAAAAUUGCAAAACACGCUCGCCGUCUAUCUGCCAAAGCUGGCUGAGGAGGAGACUACCCGCAUAUAUCAAGGGGCUCAAGAAUUCUACGGUCGCAUCUCUUACGAUCCGCUCACAACGGUUGAUCUCGUAUCACAUAUUCGUUAUCUUGAUACUUGCGCUGGCGAGCUGGACGCCCUAUUCGUUGGUAUCGACUAUGUGCAUGAUCUGCUGCUGAUCAUCAAGGACUUUUCGAUUCCAAUCGAUGAUGAUCGGAAGGAGGAUUAUAUGGACACGGAGGACUUCUUGAAUCGCACCAAAGAGACGUUGCAGGAUACUCAAGAAAGGCGAGAAGACUUUGUCCUACAACUGAAUGAGAUCAUUCAGGAAGAUAUAAUCUCACUGAAGAAGGAAAUACAUGAGGUGGCUAUCGAGGCGGUUCAACCUUGGCUGUUAAACAUGAAAUCGGACCGCGCAGCUAUUAACGCGAAGCUGGCUGCACUGCUGGAUCAGUUGAAUAUCUUUCGAGCCCGCGCUGAUGAGCUUAUUAGCUACCAGAAAGAAUUCAAGCUCGAUCUUACCAUGUACGAAGAAAUGGACCAAGCCUUUUAUGAUAUACGCAUGCGCCAGAACCUAUUCAAAACAUUGGAAGACUGGGAGACAGCUCUAGAAGAAUGGGAAUUGGCGGAAUUUAACACACUUGUUGUUGCUGAGAUGGUUGAUCUGAAUGCCAAGACCAUCAAGAACUGUUUGCAAUUCCUUAAAUACCUGCCUGAAAAUAAUAUUGUGCCGCUGCUUCAGAAGUCUGCGGAAGAUUUCAGAGAAAAAUUGCCUGUCAUUGGUUAUCUGCGCAACCCCAAUUUGCGAGCGCGUCACUGGACCGAUAUCGAAGAGCUGCUCGGUAGAAAAUUCUUCCAAGAAAGAGACAUCAAAAUCGCCACAUAUGAGGAUGUAAAUGCUUUUGCCAAUGAAGAAACUGCGGAGGCCCUCAUGCAAAUAUCAUCGCAAGCUACAGGGGAAAUACAAUUGGAGAAUAUGCUCAAGAAUAUCGAGCAGAUUUGGAAGGAAACCGACUUAUCCUGCGUCAUGCACCAUGAUCAGAAAGAUGUGUUUAUUCUCGCUGGCACAGAAGAACUGCAAGCUGUGCUGGAUGACUCAAAUGUGAAUAUUAAUACCAUUGCUGCCUCCAAGUUUGUGGGGCCCAUAAAGUCGCGUGUCGAUGAAUGGAUCGAGGCUAUGGAUCAGUUUGGAAAGACCUUUGAGGCAUGGAUGGAUUGUCAGGGCCAAUGGAUAUAUCUGGAAGCCAUUUUCGCAUCGGCAGACAUACAACGACAGCUGCCCAAUGAGGCUAAAAUGUUCUUCACCGUUGACAAGAGCUUUAAGGAAAUUGUGCGUCAGGCGAAGAAAGUCUCUCUGGCCUUGCCCACCAUGUCCAGCAAGGAUGUGUACGAUACACUGGUGGAAAACAAUCGACUGUUGGACUUGAUAACCCGUGGUCUGGAGGCCUAUCUGGAAGUGAAGCGUGUUGUAUUCCCUAGGUUCUAUUUUCUAUCCAAUGACGAGCUGCUCGAGAUACUGGCUCAGACGCGCAUUCCCCAGGCUGUACAGCCCCAUUUGCGCAAAUGCUUCGAUGCCAUCUAUCGCCUCGAGUUUGGCAUGAAAGAAGGUGGCGAUGGAAAAAUGGUUUUCACCAACGACAUAGUUGCCUUUCUAUCACCCGAGGGUGAAAAACUGCAAUUCGGCAAAGGUUUGAAGGCACGUGGCGCUGUCGAGGAGUGGCUCAGCAAAGUGGAGGAGGCUAUGUUCCUAUCCGUCAAACGUUACAUGCGCUUUGGCUAUCAAUGCUAUCCAGCCAAAGAGCGACAUGAGUGGUUUCAGGAUCAUCCCAAUCAAGUCGUCAUUACUAUAUCGCAGGUGCUUUGGGCCGCAGAUAUACAUCGCAUAGUUGACACAAAAGAGAAAUCAACGGAUAUUGUCGUCGAAAAGAUGGCUAGGUUCGAGGCAAAAUGUCUUAAGGACUUGGGUAAUCUCGCAGCGCUCACUCGCAAAAGUAUUACCUCAUUGCUGCGUAAAGUUCUAUGCGCUCUGAUAACCAUAGAUGUGCAUGCUAAGGAUUCGGUGCACAUGCUGGUCGAAAAAAGAGUCACCAAAUCCAACGACUUUAAUUGGCUUAAAAUGCUGCGUUUCUAUUGGCUCGACGACACUGAGACGGUCUCUUCUCGCAUGGCAGCUGCCGACAUACCAUACUACUAUGAAUACUUGGGAGCGGGCGGUGUUUUGGUCUUAACUCCACUAACAGAUCGUUGCUACCUCUGUUUGAUGGGAGCUUUCCAGAUGGACCUUGGCGGUGCUCCGGCAGGUCCGGCGGGUACCGGCAAAACGGAGACAACCAAGGAUUUGGCCAAAGCGCUGGCCAAGCAAUGCGUUGUCUUUAACUGUUCCGAUGGGCUGGACUACAAGAUGAUGGGCCGUUUCUUCUCUGGGCUGGCACAAUGCGGUGCAUGGUGUUGCUUCGAUGAGUUCAACCGCAUAGACAUCGAGGUGCUCUCCGUCAUUGCGCAGCAGUUGAUUACAAUACGUACGGCCAAGGCAAUGAAGGUGAAACGCUUCAUUUUUGAGGGGCGUGAAAUUAAAAUAAACCGUUCAUGCUGUGUCUUCAUCACAAUGAAUCCCGGCUAUGCUGGUCGCACGGAGCUGCCCGACAAUCUUAAGGCACUUUUCCGUCCAAUAUCCAUGAUGGUGCCUGACUAUGCGCUCAUCUCUGAAGUGAUAUUGUACUCCGAGGGCUUCGAGGAUCCCAAAAUAUUGGCCCGCAAGAUGGUGCAAAUGUACCAACUUUGCAGCCAGCAGCUUAGCCAACAAAAUCACUACGAUUUUGGAAUGCGUGCCGUAAAGUCAGUGUUGGUUAUGGCCGGCGCCUUAAAACGCGCCUCGCCAGAUCAGCGCGAAGACAUCACGCUCAUUGCGGCGUUGCGCGAUUCUAACAUUCCGAAAUUCUUGGCAGACGAUGCUGUACUCUUUCGUGGCAUUCUUAGCGAUCUGUUUCCGGGCGUUGAGCUGCCGGACUCACAGCAUCCCGAUUUGGAGGAGGCACUGCGCAUCGGACUGCGGCUCAAGCAUCUACAGCCCGUUCCCACAACUAUUCGUAAGUGUCUGCAACUCUAUGAGACGAUGUGUGUGCGCUGGGGCGUUAUGCUGGUAGGGCCCACCGGAGGUGGCAAGUCCGUGGUCCUUCAUGCACUCGAAUUUGCUUUGGCACACCUCUUCGAAAACAAUGUUAAAGAUCCCAAUUUUCGACCCGUCAACAUUCAAACGAUGAAUCCUAAGGCAGUCACCAUGAACGAGCUCUACGGAUAUGUGGAUCCCAAGACUCUAGAGUGGCAAGAUGGCUUACUCGGCAUUGCUGUUCGUUCUGCAGUCAACGUAGAGGAGGAGAUACAUCAAUGGAUUAUGUGCGAUGGACCCGUGGACGCUGUUUGGAUCGAGAACUUAAACACUGUCCUAGAUGACAAUAAAAUGCUGUGUCUGGCCAACUCGGAGCGCAUUAAGCUGACGGCAUGGAUUCACAUGCUAUUCGAGGUACAGGAUCUGCUGCAGGCCUCUCCCGCCACUGUAUCGCGCUGCGGAAUGGUCUACGUAGAUCCAGGCGAUCUUGGUUGGGUACCGUUAGUAGACACCUGGCGAGAAAUAGACAUGGGCAGGAAACUGCCAGAGCCACUGGCCGAAUUUCUGUAUCAACUCUUUAUCGGCCACUUUGACAGAGCCCUAAAGAUCGAACGCAAGCGUGCCGCAUACACUAUAAGCCAGGUGCUCAGCGCCAAGGUGCGUCUGCUGUGCGCCCUCACCUCGUCACAGCUAGAGGAGGUCAAGUGGAGUUCAUUGGAACAGGAGGAUGCCAAGAAUCUAUUAACUAAGAUAUUUUCUUGGUGUGUGCUCUGGGCGAUUGCCUCAAAUUUAAAGGAUGCUGAAAAGAUCUCCUUUGAGGAACAGUGGACCAAAGCAAUAAGUACACACCCAAACAUGUUCCCUCCAAAGCACACGAUGUGGAACUAUCGCGUCAAUCUGGAGACCAAGGACUGGGGCAAGUGGAUUGAAAUCAUGCCCCGGUUUAUCUUUAGUUCGGAGAUUUCCUACUACGACAUGCAAGUGCCAACAGUGGAUACCACAAAAUAUGGCUAUGUAACGGACUUGCUGUUUAAACGCGACUUUCCCGUUAUGUUCACUGGAGAAACGGGUGUGGGGAAAACUGUGCUAGCAAUUAGUUGCUUGAAGCGUCUGUCCGAAGGCAAAGUAAUACCAAUUUUCCUGAAUUUCUCGGCACAGACCAGCAGCGUGCGAACACAGGAGAUGAUCGAAGGGCCAUUGGAUAAGCGAAAACGUAACCAAUUGGGUGCACCUCUAGGCAAGACGGUCAUUAUGUUUAUUGACGAUGUCAACAUGCCUAAAUUGGACACCUAUGGCAGCCAACCGGCUAUAGAGCUAUUGCGACAAUUCCUUGACUUUAAAGGCUUCUACGAUCGGGAGAAGAUGUUCUGGAAGGAAGUAUUGGAUGUGGUUUUGGGUUGCGCAUGUGCGCCCCCUGGCGGUGGACGCAAUCCACUCACACCACGCUUUGUACGCCAUUUCGCCCUCUUCUCUCUACCCAAGCCGAACGAUGAGACCCUAACCCAAAUCUUUAAGGGCAUCUUAUUGGGUUUCCUCGACAGCUUUUCAGCGGCUAUACGCGCUCUUUCUGAGCCGAUUGUGAAUGCCUGUGUGGACGUUUAUAUGCGGGUGGCCAAUGUUAUGCUGCCCACACCAGAUAAAUCGCACUAUAUAUUCAACUUGCGCGAUCUGUCGAAAUGUAUACAGGGAAUACUGCAGGCCAGCAAUUUGUACUAUAACAUGGAGAGUCAAGUAUUGCGACUCUUCUACCACGAAACAACGCGUGUUUUUCACGAUCGUCUGAUUAACAACGACGAUAAGUCGCUGUUCAAGAACCUUAUGGCCGACGUAUGUUUGCUGCACUUUCACCGCGAGGUGGUGAAGAACGAGGAGCCUGCGUUGCUCUUUGGUGAUUUCAUGAUCUUUGGCAAGCCCAAGGCUGAACGCAUCUAUGAGGAAAUUAAAGAUCAUGGAAAACUGGAGAGUGUGCUAAAUGAUUAUAUAGUGGACUACAAUUCUGUGGCAGUGGGCAAGCAUAUGAAGCUAAUACUCUUCCAGGAUGCCAUGGAGCACACAGUACGUUUGGCGCGCUUACUGCGCAGCGACCGUGGCAAUGGGCUGUUGGUGGGCGUGGCCGGUAUGGGAAAGCAAUCUCUCACAAAACUGGCUGCCCAUGUCAACGAAUACAACUGUUGGCAGAUUGAGAUGCGUCGCAAUUAUGAUAUGAACGCUUUCCACGAGGACUUGCGUGUGCUUUAUCGCAUUGCAGGCAUCGAAAAUCGUCCUGUUGUGUUUCUACUAAUUGACAGUCAAAUAGUUGAAGAGGAAUUCCUUGAGGACAUCAACAAUAUUCUAAACUCGGGCGAAGUGCCAAAUCUCUUUGAGGGCGAUGAGUAUGAAAAGAUUAUUUUGGAUGCACGUGAUCCUUGUAACGAAGCUAACAAGGAUGAGAGUUGCAAUCGGGAUGCCAUCUACAAAUUCUUCAUAAACCGUGUGCGCAACAAUCUGCAUGUCGUCAUAUCCAUGAGCCCGGUGGGUGAUGCGUUCCGACGGCGAUGUCGCAUGUUCCCAUCGCUGGUCAAUUGCACAACCAUCGACUGGUUCACCAGUUGGCCCACAGAGGCCCUGUAUUCUGUGGCUCUGGGUCUGCUUACGAAAAUUGCCGCAAAAAUGGAAGAUCGCAUAGCACUGGCCAGCACCACGGUGUUUAUGCAUAAGACUGUCGAGGAUACAUCGGUACGCUUCUACAAGGAGAUGAAACGCUACUACUACACCACGCCCAGCAGUUACCUUGAGCUGCUGAAGCUCUAUCAAAAUCUACUUAAGUCCAAAACGCAAGAGAUUGUGGCAAAGCGCAAGCGCAUUGCUAAUGGCUUAAAUAAGUUGCUGGAAACCAACGAAGUGAUUGCAGUCAUGCAAAAAGAACUCGAAGUAAUGGUGCCCCAGCUGGAUGAGAAAUCGGCGCUAAUGAAAAGUCUGCUGGAAAAUCUGAACAAGGAGUCUAAAGCGGCCGAUGUAGUCAAGCAGGGCGUAAUAAUGGAUGAGGCAAAUGCCAAAGAGAAAGCAGCCGUGGCACAGGCCAUAUCCGAAGAUGCCGGUAAGGACUUGGAGAUCGCAAUGCCAGCUCUACGGGAAGCCGAAGAUGCCCUCAAGGGCCUAACAAAGGCAGACAUCAAUGAACUCAAGUCGUUUACAACACCACCAGCGCUUGUACAGUUCUGUAUGGAGGCCGUGUGCAUUCUACUGGGUGCUAAACCAACUUGGGCAUCGGCCAAGGCAGUUAUGGCUGAUGUGAACUUCAUCAAACGCCUGUUCGAAUACGAUAAGGAGCACAUGAAAGAUGAUGUGCUCAAGAAAGUCAAAAAAUAUAUUGACCAUAAGGAUUUUGUCCCAGCGAAAUUUGAGAAAGUUUCCAAAGUGGCCAAAUCAGUGAGCAUGUGGGUUAUCGCUAUGGACAAAUUCUCCAAGGUAUAUAAGGUGGUGGAGCCGAAAAUCAAGCGCAAGGAAGCGGCCGAGGCAGAGCUUAAAGAAGUGAUGGUAGUCCUGCGCCAAAAGCAAAAGGAACUUGCGGCCGUUGAGGCCAAAAUUCAAUUGUUGAAGGACAGUCUCGAUGAAAAGCAACGCGAAUUCCAGGUCAUACAGGAUAAUGUCGACUUGACCUAUGGACGCAUCAAUCGAGCAGGUCGCCUCACCUCCGCCCUAGCCGAUGAACAGGUGCGUUGGCGUGAGACUGUCAAGACGCUGACCGCCGACCUGGCAUGUGUUCCAGGCGAUGUGCUUGUGUCGGCGGCCUGUGUUGCCUACCUCGGCGCCUUUUCCCACGAAUAUCGUCGCGAACUAGGCACCCUGUGGGUGUCCAAGUGUCAAGAGUUUAAAAUACCCUCAAGCAAGGAGUUCAAUCUUCUCAAGAUUCUCGGCGAUCCGUAUGAAAUGCGCCAGUGGAACGUAGAUGGCUUGCCCAAGGAUAACAUAUCCAUCGAGAAUGGCAUUUAUGCGACACGCGCGCUCCGCUGGGCGCUCAUGAUUGAUCCACAGGAGCAGGCAAACCGCUGGAUACGCAACAUGGAGAAGAACAACAACUUGCAAGUCGUCAAGAUGACUGAUGGCCACAUGAUGCGGGUACUGGAGAACAGCGUGCGUCAGGGCUAUCCCGUGCUACUCGAGGAAAUAGACGAGACAAUUGAUCCAGCCCUACGGCCCAUUCUACAGCGCGAAACGUACAAGUUUGAGGGACGUGUAUAUCUAAAAUUGGGCGAUCAGGUUAUCGACUACGACAACAAUUUCAAACUGUAUAUGACCACCAAAUUGGCGAACCCCCACUAUCUACCAGAGGUUUGCAUCAAUGUGACAUUAGUGAACUUUUUGGUGACAGUAACCGGACUCGAGGAUCAACUGCUGGCCGAUAUUGUGGCCAUUGAGCUACCCGCCAUGGAAAUUCAACGAAAUGAUCUUGUAGUUAAAAUUAACUCGGAUAAACAGCAACUGAUGCAGCUGGAAGACAAAGUGCUCAGACUACUCUUCAACUCUCAGGGCAAUAUAUUGGAUGACGAGGAACUUGUAGAGACACUGAAUGAUGCCAAGGAAACAUCACUAAUUAUCGCCGCUCGACUUAUUGACACGGAAGAGACGGAGAAAAUAAUAACCGCCUCGCGGGAACGCUACCGCAUAUUGGCCUCGCGCGGUGCAAUACUCUAUUUCGUGGUCGCUGGCUUGGCCGAAGUAGAUCCCAUGUAUCAGUACAGUCUUAAGUACUUUUCGCAAGUCUUCUGCAACGUCAUACGCGUCGACCAUCCACCCUUGGCUAUUGAAGCGCGUAUCGCUUCCCUGAUGACAGAGGAACUGAAAGCCAUUUAUGACAACAUUUCGCGUGGUCUGUUCGAGAAUCACAAAAUUAUCUUCAGCUUCCUACUGGCCCUCGCGGUGGAACGUCAAGAGGGUCGUGUCACUGACGAUGAAUUCAAUUUUCUUACACGCGGUGCUGUCGGAUCGGUGCGACCGAAGACCCAACCGGCGAGCACAAAAUUAAGCCAAAUGGAAUGGGAUGCCUGCCUAUUUCUGGAUGAGAAUUUCAGCGCAAGCUUCGCCGGCUUUAGUGAUGCUGUUACUCAGCCGUUUUUCUUGCAAAUCGAGUCCAAUAAGGAAGUGUUCGAUUUCGCUCGCACAAAGCAAGAGCCAACAGACAAGUGGGAUAAGCGGCUCAAGUCCUUCCAAAAACUCAUGUUCAUUUCCACGUUCCGCAAACCGCGCUUCCUGCUCAACGUUGUCGUGUAUCUGCGUGAGACUGUUGGCAAGUACUUCACGGAAGCCUCGUCGGGGGCUCAAUUGACAACAGUCUUUCCGGACACCUCAGCCGUGACACCGUUGGUCUUUGUACUCUCCACCGGCUCAGAUCCUAUGUCGAGCUUCCAGAAGUUUGCCAAAGAAUUGAAAUACUCGGACAAGUAUUAUUCGAUUUCGUUGGGACAGGGUCAGGGGCCCGUGGCUGAGAGUCUAAUUGACAAAAGCUUACGUCUGGGUCACUGGGUCUUUCUGCAAAAUUGCCACUUAGCCACCUCGUGGAUGCGGACGCUGGAGACAAUUGUGCGAAAUCUAACACUAGGCAUAACAAAGGCACACCCCGAUUUUCGCCUGUUUCUGUCUUCAAUGCCCAUCAGACAUUUUCCCAUAAGUGUGCUGCAGAAUUCGGUCAAAAUCACCAACGAACCACCCAAAGGCAUCAAGGCUAAUGUGAUUGGUGCACUGGCCGAUCUCAAGAAGGAUUUCUUCGAGAAGCACGUACAAAACGGCAAAUGGCGUUCCAUAGUCUUUGGCUUGUGCAUGUUUCAUGCCGUUCUCUUAGAGCGUCGUAAGUUCGGACCACUUGGCUGGAACAUAACGUACGAGUUCAACGAAAGCGACCGUGAAUGUGGUCUCAAGACCUUGGAUUUCUUUAUUGAUCGCGAGGUACUGGACGAAAUACCUUGGGAGGCCAUUUUGUACAUAAAUGGCGAGAUCACUUGGGGUGGUCGUGUCACAGACUAUUGGGAUCUGCGCUGCUUGCGAACAAUUCUCACGAUUUUCUCAUCGCAACGCAUUAUAGCAGCCGAUUAUAAAUACUGUCGAGGUGACUCGUAUUAUCGUGACCCCGGCAAAAAGACACUGGCAGAGUAUUCAGAAUAUGUGCAGGGCUUCCCCGUACUGGAAGAUCCGGAAAUAUUUGGAAUGAAUCAAAAUGCCAAUAUUGUGUUCCAGACCAAGGAGACGGAGUUCUUCAUAACGACGUUACUGCUGGGCCAACCACGCUCCUCUGCUGACGAGGGUCAGGCAAUGGAGAAUGAGAUAUGUUUACAGGUCAUUACACGCAUACAAGGUGUCCUAACCCGUAAGAUUCAACGCGAGCCCCUACACGACACUCUAACCAUACUAGACAGCAAGGGUCAAGUACCUUCACUGACCACGGUGUUGGUGCAAGAGAUCGAUCGCUUUAACAUCGCACUUAACAUUAUUCACGACAGCUUGUCCAAUUUGGACAAGGCCAUCAAAGGUCUUGUGGUAAUGUCUGAAGAGCUGGAAAGCGUAUUCAAAUCACUGUUGGCCAAUCUGGUGCCAGCUGUGUGGGCGAAACGUAGUUUCCUCUCCAUUAAGCCGCUGCCCAAUUACAUAGCGGACUUUCAACGCCGUAUCGACUUUAUCCAGAGUUGGGCUGAAAAUGGGGCUCCGCGUUCGUAUUGGAUUAGCGGCUUCUUCUUUCCGCAAUCAUUCCUCACUGGCAUUCUGCAAACAUACGCGCGCCGACGCAUCCUCCCCAUCGAUUCGCUAAAGAUUGACUUCGAGGUGAUGGAAAGGGAGCUGGUGCAGCAGGAUUUCUUCGAGACGCACGAGAAAUUGGGAAAUGACGCCAAACUCUAUGGAAGCCUACCGGAAUGUACUGAUGCGCACAUUAAUGUGCACGGCAUUUUCAUUGAAGCCGCACGUUGGGACAAAAAUCGUGGCGGGCUCUGUGAUGCCAAAUUUGGAGAACUAUACACUCGCCUGCCUGUAGUUUGUUUCAUGCCCUGCCUAGAUAUUAAGCCAGAUGUCCGCUACGAAGCGCCGCUCUAUAAAACACAACAACGUUCCGGCGUGCUCUCAACUACGGGCCACUCCACAAAUUUUGUACUUUCCGUGCUCUUAGACAGUGUUAAUGAGCCAGAGUUUUGGAUUAUGCGUGGCACUGCGCUGGUAUCGGCAGUCAUGGAGAACGUCUCCUAGAUGAAAAUGUCUAUUUAAAAUAAUUUUGCAUUUAAUUGUCUUUUUGGUGUCUUUAUUUUGUUAGUUUCAUUUUAACUUUGUUCGAUUUUUAAGGUAUUGCCAGAAAAAAUGGUAUAUAAGUAUGUUGUAUAUGUUUAAAUAUAUAUAUAUAUAUAUAUGUAUAUGUAGAUGGUACAUUUGUGUACGUUUUGUA